This is a messenger RNA of Brassica napus (rape), 2853 nucleotides long. Its product is annotated as BTB/POZ domain-containing protein At3g50840-like. Bases 999 to 2723 code for a protein of 574 amino acids. NCBI's taxonomy places the organism in Eukaryota, Viridiplantae, Streptophyta, Magnoliopsida, Brassicales, Brassicaceae. The record is from RefSeq and is a predicted model, not a curated record. Gene Ontology annotation, molecular function: protein binding. The transcript is spliced from 4 exons.
AAAGGCAGUAUAAGCGUGGUGUGAAAAAUGGACCAAUCUUGAUAUUGUCCCAACAAACUGAUUGGUUAAGUUGUUUAAGACAGCCAAUGAAGGAGAAGACAGACUCUUACGUAAUCAGUCAGUACAUGUCCUGUCUGCAUUAAUCACACAUAUCAUGUCUUGGUCAUGUAGAUUUUGUAUUGUACUGUUAUAUGGAGGCUACUUUGGUGGUUGUGGUAAAACAUUCAGUUGACUGAUUGUUUCUCUGACAAUGUCUUGUUAGUUUAAUCAACAAAGUUAGUUGAACAAAACUAAUUAUUUAUCUAGCGUAUGAGCAUAAACAACAUUGCUAGUGUUUAAUCCAUAACUAUAGUAUAUGAGUUUUCACUUAACAAGUCAUACAAAGAGAGAUCUCAGAACAGGGUGGGUACAAGUAAGAAUAAAUGAAUUGUCUUGUAAGCAUGAAUUGAUAUGAUACUGAGUAGUAAUGUUUUGUGUACCAACAAACUUUCAAAAGCAUGAUUGAGGAGUUGAAAUCAUCAUCAUUAUGUAUACAAACAAAAACAAUAAAUAUUGACCAGCUAUAUCUUUGCUUCCACAUUUACAUCAUGAUUUUUUGAAGAUUUUUUUAUUUUAUUAUAUUCUAACUAAUAUUUUGUUAGAAUCAUUUGCAUUCACAAACAGGAGUUGAAAAAGAAGAAACUGAAAGCAACAAUGAGAGGGGAGUGAUUAGUAUUAUGAUGCAACAAUGAGAGGGGAGUGAUUAGUGUUAUGAUUAACAAAUGAAUAUGACUUUGCCUCUUUUCAGUGCCCAAUUUCUUGAGAUUCUGGCUGUUCUGCACCCAAAUAUUAAAAAAUUAACUUCUUUAUAAUAUAAAAAGUAAAAGACAUAAAUAUUUAUUAAGAAAGACGCAAAUUGAUCCACUUUUCCCAAACCCGGAUAUUAUCUGUCCAUUGAUUUAUAAGAAUUUUCCACUUCCAAGGAGAGAUUUGCAUCAAAGCAAGGAACAACUUCUCCAAUGGGGGCAGAGAAGCAGAGCUCAAAGGGACAAGCAUGGUUUUGUACCACUGGCUUAUCUAGUGACAUGGAAAUAGAAGUGGAUGAUAUGACAUAUCAUCUCAAUAAGUUCCUUCUAAUGUCUAAAAGCAGAAAACUUCACCAGCUCAUUACAGAGCAAGGACAGAGUGAUGAGAAGAAGAAGAAACGCCAUGAAGAAGAUGGAGACGGUUAUACCCUUCACAUAAAGCUUGAGAAUUUCCCCGGAGGUCCAGAGAUUUUCGAGAUGGUUGUAAAGGUAUGCUACGGCGUCAAAGUCAACCUCUCUGCUUCCACAGCCGUUCUACUCCGCUGCGCCGCCGAGGAGCUAGAAAUGACGGAAGAGUACUCACCGGACAAUCUAAUUCUGAAGACGGAGAACUUUCUUUCACACUCUGUCUUGAGUAACACACAAGAAACCAUUGCAGCCCUAAAAGCGUGCGAACCAGUCACUUCUCUAGCGGAAUCAAUCGGUAUAACGAAACAGUGCAUAGACUCCAUCGUCUCCAUAGCUUCUUCAUCAGCCGAUCCUUCGCUGUUCGGCUGGCCAAUGAACAACUCGACGAAACAACAUAGCAAGGUUUUGUCCGAAGAUCUGUUGGAACUGAGCUUCCCGAUCUUCAAACGUGUAGUACAAGCAAUGAAAGCCAAAGAUCUGAGUGACAACAUAGUAGAGAUCUCUCUGAUUCGCUACGCCAAGAAACACAUUCCGUUAAUCACGUCAAGGUCAUCAUCUUCAUCAACCAUAGCGUCAGAGAACCAACAGAGAGAGUUACUGGAGACGAUCAUCUCUUAUCUUCCGGUACAUAACUCCUCCGCAACCUCAACGACUAGGUCUCUCUUCGGCCUUUUACGAUCAGCCAUCAUCCUCAACACCUCCGAGAAAUGCCGCACCGUUCUUGAGAAGAAGAUCGGUUCGCAUUUGGAGAAAGCGACGCUUGACGAUCUGCUCAUCCCAAGUUACUCGUACCUCAACGAAACGUUAUACGAUAUUGACCUCGUGGAGAGACUCAUCCGCCACUUUCUACAAAACGACGCCGUAUCAUUUUUAUCAUCUCCGUCGUUGACUGUGGUUGGGAAACUCAUCGACGGAGCUCUUUGUGAAAUCGCAUCGGACGCUAAUCUCAAACCGGAAAGAUUCUACAGUUUAGCGGUUUCGCUACCAGAUGAAGCAAGGCUAUACGAUGACGGACUCUACAGAGCCAUCGAUAUAUAUCUCAAGUCGCAUCCAAGGAUAUUGGAGGCAGAGAGGGAGAAGAUAUGUAGUGUGAUGGACUUUCAAAAGCUGACUAUAGAAGGUUGCACACACGCAGCGCAAAACGAGCGUCUGCCACUACGAGCCGUGGUAAAAGUCUUGUUCUUGGAGCAACUUCAGCUACGGACGUUAGUAACGGCAGUGACGGAACAAGACGGUGGUGAAACGGCUGGAGAGGCAAAGGUGGACUUUGGGGUAUGGGAGAAAGUGGUGAAGGAGAAUGAGGUGCUUCGCUUGGAUAUGGAUGCGAUGAGGACGCGUUUGUACCAUCUAGAAAGCGAAUAUUUAAACUUGAAGGAAGUGAUCGCAAAGAUUGAUAAGGAACGUUUGUAUGUGGCGAAUGCUAGGCCGCGAAAGUGGUCCAUCAGCAACAAGUUCGGAUGCAAAUUCAAGACACAGGUCUGUGAUUCGCAUGAAGCAAAGAUGGUCGAUGGAAGAUGUCAACGACGCUAAUAGUAGUACUAUACAUAGAUCAGAACAUCUUGUACUUAUUGAAUUUUAUUUUUUGUUUUUGAUAAUGUAAAAGGUUGAAAACUUUAUAUUAUAGUGUUUAACGAAUAUGAAUCUUUCUUAUAGUAAUUUA